UUUAAUGCGCUGUAACUCACAAGUGUAGCCAAGCCCUAGAGUUUGUGUAAUGCUGACAGACCCCAGUCAUCGGCAGGUGGGAUCGGACUGGGACUGCUGGAGCUCAGUGCAUGAGCCUCUACCAGAUGAGCUAAAAGCCAACGGGCUAGUAGCUAAGGCUGUAGAGCAGACUCGUUUUUUAGCGCUCUCGCGACGUGGUCUCGGUGCCACUAGAUGGGACAGAACCCCACACCCAGAAGGAGUGUGGGUUACAUUUGCACUGGUGCAGCUGCACUAGUUGAAAAGAAAAGUGCAGGCAAGCCCUGAAACAAACUGCAGUGGAGAAUGGUAGCGCAGACUGACCCUGGGCUAUGCACCUGGAAGGCCCGAAUGCUCAUCCCAGCUCUGCCAUCAUGGCGGUGGGCAAGCUGCUUCACUUCUCUGAAUCUGGUCUGUAAAGAUAGCAGGACUCGCCUGCCUCAUGCAACUGCUGUGAGGAUUGAUCCCAUCACAGCUGCAAAGUGCUCUGAAGGUGUCAAGUACUCAGCCUGAGGACUGAGGUUAGGGUUUUGUCACGGUUAUUAGUUGUAAAAGUCAUGGACAGGUUGCGGGUAAUAAAGAAAAAUUAACGGAAGCCCAUGACCUGUCUGACUUUUACUCAAAGUUGUGGGAGGAGGGCCUGAUGGGGGGCUGCCUUAAGCCCAAGCAGGGAAGAGAGCCUGAACCCCACUGCAGGAGGUGUGGAGGGGUCUAGCACCCACCGCUGUGGUGGCUGACAGCUCUGGGACCCCUGCCCCAGUGUCUGGGAGCUCUGGGAGCCCCUCACCGCCCAUGGUCACUGAGAGCUCCAGGGCCCCCCACCAACUGACAGCUCUGGCCCUGCUGCCCUGGGGCUGAAGCCGACAAUGUCAGGGAGGUCUCUGAAAGUCACAGAAUCGUGACCUCUGUGACAUAAUCGUCUCCUUAAUUACUACUAGUCGGUUGGGGUGCGGUAGUGUAAUGAGGGAAAUGCAGGGCCAUUCCCUUGAUAGGAGCAAGUGGCAGAGGGAGCAUUGCAGGUGCUCAGGCGUUGGCUCAGACAUGCCUAACACAGUUCCUCCUGCAUUAAAAUGUACUGUGGAAAGCAAACGUGCUUCAGGAACCUAGUCAUCUUGGAGCCUGCACGGGGAAGGUGUGUCGCUGUGACCUGCAGGAGCUGGCUUCCUUUAAUAUAAGUCAGGAGUUCCCCUCCCAUAGAGCCUGAGCAUAAGCCACUGAAGUCAAGGGGAGUGUUCCCAUUGAUUUCAGUGGGCUGGUUCAGGCCCACGUUGCUCAGGGAUGCCCUCUGUUUUAAUUUUAUGGCCCAGUCCUGAUUUAAUUUCUUAUCCCCAUGCUGUCUUGUUGCACAGAGCCUCCUCCCACUGCUAGUUUGGUCGAGUCUACACUAGAAAAGAUUUGCUGAGGUAGCUAUACUGGCAAACCCUACCAGUGCAAACACAAUGUGUACCAAUAAAAGUAUUUUUGCCACUCUUAUUCCAGUUCCCCAAAUGAAAUAAGUGACAUGGCCAAAAGCAAUUUUAUGCCAAGAUAACAUCAUCUACACUAGGCCUUUUGCCAAUACAGAAAUGCUGUAAAAAAUUAUCACACCUCUCAUCCGACAUUCCUAUAACUAGCUAAAGUUUCUAGUGUCAACCUGGUUUUAGUCUAAGACACACCAUUGGAGAUUCGUAGUUUCAGUUGGCUACAGGAGUCCCUUUUGCUUUCUGUCCUAAGUUAUUGUUUAGCGUUGCUGGGUGCCGCUAAACUGCUAUCACAUUCCACCCCAGAGCUGGCUGCAUUUAAGUGGUGGAUUAAAUAGCUCCUGAACAGUGUGUAAUGCACUUUGGAUUAAAGAUUCUUUAGAAAUGUAAGUAGUUAUUAAUUAUAAAUAAUUAUCUUUGGAAUCUCACAUUUUGAACUUGACCAGUUUUGGGAGGAAUCAAUCUAAGCCCAUUUGCCACACACAAAUUUGGGGGAAAUCUUUCAGUAUCAGGUUUUGGUUUAACUCCCUAGACCUAGGCUUCUCCACUGUAGCCCCAUGAACCGCAUUCAAACAGUGUAACACAGUGUGUUCUCUAAGCUCAUUGUUUCUGAAUCGGUUAGUGUGUGGCAUUGUGCUGUUUCAGGACAUUUCAUAAUGUGUGAUAAACAUUCUUAGACCCUAUGUGGUCGUCAUUUUGUAAAAUAAUUCCCUUUUUUAAGCCAGUGUGAUGUCAUUAGGGUUGAUCAUAAAACAAAACUGCUGUAAUGUUCUACAGUAAUGUCCCCACAUGCUGCUGUAACACCCUUGUAAGCCAAAGUUGUAUUAAUGUAAGCAAAUCCAGUGUUCAUUCUGUAACCCAGAAAGGUUUGCAAAAAAAAAUCCGUUUUGCAACGAUUACUGUAAACCUCCCCAGACGCCUAUGGUGUGAUCUGUGAUGGUAAACUGGGGCGCUUGCGGACUUGUCUACUGAUACAUUCCUGGCGUCGGUUUUUAAGAAAGUGAAACCAUCAGUUUCACACCUCUGAGUCCUUCCUUUGGUAAUUAAAGUGGUGUGAAAACCUCAGUGCAAAAUGAACCUGUUGAAGUUCUGAGCAACUGAGAAGAGGGGUUAAAAUAAAAUUAUUUCUCAGUCACUGCAAGCAAAUGCUAAACUACUCAGGGACUUAACAUUGCACUUGCCCAGCAGCUGUUUGCUAUGUCCCCUCCUGUACCAGUGCCAUGCAAGCGAUGCCAGCCCAAGGAACCACUGCAAGCCGUAGGGCCCACUAUGUCCCAGAGCAGGGAGGCUAGAAUGGGCUGCAGUGUUCCCAGCUGGCACCUGUUGUGAAUGUUCCCAGGCCGCUCUAGCCUGGGUGGCAGUUAGUGAAACACCAGUACAAUGGGCACUGAACUCAGAUCUUGAUUCAAAUCAGAAUCUCCUGCAGAUGCUUAUCAGGGUUGUGGUACUAUUGUGUUUCCCUGUUAUGUGCCACUGUAUUUCCCAGGCCCCCUCAAGAUCAGAAAGGAAGGAUGCCAUCCUGGCCAGGGGUGUUGGAAAAGCUCCAAGCCCCAGCCGCCUUUGAGGGGUUUCAACUCCCCUUCCCAGGGGCUGGGUCUUAUUCUUGAAUGAACGACUGUUUUUCCUCUUCAGGGGUAUGUGGCUUUAGGGUGCAGGGCUAGAGAAACCAGUGCUUUGUAGGGUCCAGUACAGGUUGCAGGCACACGUCUUCAAAUCAGUGACCAGACCGAGGAGAAAAUGCCUCUCUCUGCGUUUUAGCCCACGAAAGCUUAUGCUCUAAUCAAUGUGUUAGUCUCUCCGGUGCCACAAGGACUCCUGUUCUUUGUGCGGAUACAGGCGAACCCGGCUGCUGCUCUGAAACCUCUCCAGGGUAAGCGACGUGCCCUGCAACCCUGUGCUGGCCCCUAACAGCCGGUCCUAGAGGGAAAGUGUCAGGAAGUAUGUUUGGAGCCGGCGCUCAGGACCCAGCAAGACCCCCACCAGCUCGGCUUUGCCGCUCCCGGCUCUCGCUUGUAUUCUGGUCAUACUUCCUUUUACUACUUCCUUCCUUCCUUGCCCUGCCGCUGAGACCUGCUCCCCGCCGCCCGGCGUGCCUCGGCACUAGCGUCUCUGCCCCGGGCGGCCCCGGCCCCGGCCCGUCCGACCCUCAACUCCGAGCUCGGGGGACUUGCAGCCGGGCCCGCCGGCCGGGGAGACCCAGCGGCGUGUGCGACUAGCCGGGCUCCGCUCUCCGCCACCUGUGCGGGGCAGGGGACGUCCCGCCGCGGGCCGGGCGGUGCAGCGACUCCUAGCUGGGGCAUUACGGUAACUGCGGAGGGGUCCCCGCCCGGGCGCCGCUUCCUCCAAUCGCGCGCGGCCGCCCCCGCCCCGCCGGCCCCAUGUGCAGAAAUAGCAGCGGAGCCGCGGCGGAGCCGCAAGUCUGUGUUGGAGCCGCUCGCCCCGGGGGCCGGCCGCGGACAGCACCCCCAGCCCGCCCGAGGGAGGGAGCCGCCCCGGAGCCCGGCCGUGCCCGGAGCGAUGCCCCGGCCCGGCGGGGGGACCCCAGAGCGCCCUGCCCGGCUCCUGGCUCCGUGAGCGGGGAGCGAUCGCGCAGCGCACUGGGUGGUGGCCCCGUGGAGGGGAAGCCCCAGCCGUGGCGCUGCCUCUCCAGGGCGCAGCAGAUGUUUCCCGGGGGCGUUGCUGAGCCCGGCCACAAGGGGACCAUGCCCUCCCGGCGGAGCCAGGGCCGAGCUGCGCCCACCGCCCACUGACGGGCCCCCUCCCUGGCGAACACCAUGGUAAGGGCUCCCAGACCUGGCCUGGACAGAGCCACCUCCACGUGAGCAUCCCGUGCCCUCAUGAUGAGCACAGCCUACAUCGUGCUGGAGCUGAUCAUUGCGGUGCUCGCCAUUGCCGGCAACGUCCUGGUGUGCUGGGCUGUGGCCAUCAACAGCACCCUGAAGAACGCCACCAACUACGUCCUGGUGUCGCUGGCCGUGGCCGACAUCGCCGUGGGCUUGCUGGCCAUCCCCUUCGCCAUCACCAUCAGCGUUGGCCUCGAAACGGAUUUCCACAGCUGCCUCUUCUUCGCCUGCUUCGUACUGGUGCUAACCCAGAGCUCCAUCUUCAGCCUGCUGGCCGUGGCCAUUGACAGGUACCUGGCCAUCAAGAUCCCGCUCAGAUACAAGAGCCUGGUGACCGGGAAACGGGCAAGAUGGCUCAUCGCCGUGCUCUGGCUCCUCUCCUUUGGGAUUGGACUGACCCCACUGAUGGGCUGGAACAGAGCCCCCGAUGAGCAGGAGAACAGUCGCUGCCAGAAUUCUACCAAUAGCUCGGCCAACCAGCAGGGCUGCUUAAUAAAAUGUCUCUUUGAGAACGUGGUCACCAUGAGCUAUAUGGUCUAUUUCAACUUCUUCGGCUGUGUGCUCCUCCCACUCUUCAUCAUGUUGGGCAUCUACAUCAAGAUCUUCACGGUGGCCUGCAAGCAGCUGCGGAAGAUGGAGUUGACGGGUAACUCCAGGACUACCCUCCAGAAGGAGGUCAAUGCGGCCAAGUCUCUGGCCAUCAUCGUGGGGCUCUUUGCCUUCUGCUGGCUGCCCCUGCACAUCCUGAACUGCAUCACCUACUUCCACCAGGACUUUGCCCACAACAAGCCCGAUUGGGUGAUGUACAUGGCUAUCAUCCUGUCCCAUGCCAACUCGGUCAUCAACCCCAUUAUCUAUGCCUACAAGAUCAGGGACUUCCGCUGCACCUUCCGCAAGAUCCUCACCAAGUACAUCCUCUGCAGGAUGGAGGACGUCCCCAAGGGCUCCAAUGGCAACAUCCGGCACCUGACUGUCAGCAAUCUCAACUCUGCUCCUGUAUUUAUCUGACCAUGCCUGUCAUCCUGCAGCCUGACCCUGACCAACCCAACCCUCCCCACUCCUUGUGCCUAUGUGGAGGGUGGACCAGGAUCCCGAUGAGUCCCACUAAAUAAUGUACAGCUCUAUUUUUUUUAAUUUUUUAUUUUAACAUAGUGCCUCGUAGGGGAAAACAUGGCUGGGGAGGCAGUGCCCUGCUUACCCUGUCUCCUGACCUUCGAGUUAUGGGGGGCUGGUGAUUGCAUUUCUUCCUAGGUCAAAGGUUGGAAGCCCUACGUCCUGGGGUAGGUUUCCCCAGCCAUGCUGCUCAUAUCAGUUCCUGGCCUUUGGGAUUUUAUUUAUUUAUUUUUAUUUUUGGCUCACUCAGAAGGAUUUUUUGUUGUUGGUUCAUUUUCUAUGUAUUUGAUGCCACUUUGGUAAAGACCCUAUUUUUUCCAUCAAUUGUUUGAUGCAGCUAGUAUUCUCCCAUGGGAAAUAAUCUUAUGUAGCCCAGUUGCUAGUGUAAAACUGAAGCCAUGACCCAGAGUCAGAGGGGUGGGCUGGUGUUAAUGAGGAAACAAGGCAGUUAAAUGGAGAUCCAGCCUCGUUCGUAAAAGGAUGCCCUGCUCGAAGACUGAUAGUUGAGAGGAGAUCUUGUGCUCACCCCCUUUCAUAGGACUGACUAUGCUCCAUGGAGCCUGGUAGCCCAUCUCUAGCAGUGAACACCUGCUGCUCUACCAAAAAGCCAAACCCUGCUGGUAUUCACAGUGAGGUUGCUUCAGUGGCCACUGACGUCAAUGAAAAGAUUCCAUUGAUUCAUGGGCUUUGGGGCAGAUCCCUAGAGGCUGGUCCUGUUACCCCUGAAGUCAAGGGCAAAGCUCAUGCUGCCUUCAAGAGGGCAGGAUCCAAGUGUGUGCUACUCUGUGCCCUCAGGAGCUGCAGCUCCUCUUGGCCUUGCACCUACCUGCUGUUCUGAUGACUGUCAGCCCGAGGGCCAUGCUGCAUUCCCAGUGCACUGUGGGGUGAGCUCAGGAUGUUGAGAAGUCUUUCUCCUAGCUUUGGGGGGUUAUGUCUGGUUAUCUGGAGGGGAUUUAAUUGGCCUGUGAAGUUAGAAUGCUGUCUUGCAAGCAACGGCCCCAUGGCACAGCCCAGCCCUUUGGAACAGGUGCUAACGGGAGAGCAAGGUUUGGUUCUUGGGGGGGGUUAGACUGGGUCGAAAAUUGCUACAACCACAGCCCUGGCUCAGGGGUUAAUUUGCACCGUCUUGGCCACUGACCGUUCUAUACUUCCACUGAAGGGCAGAGAUGCCCUAAUGUGCACUGCGGGUUAAUAACUCUCGGCCAGCCUAGCUUUUGGGGGUUUUAAAUGACUAAGUCCUAUUUAAUAUAUGAACUGGGUACACACAGGUGGGGAGAAUAAUGCAGCAUUUGCAUCAUUAUUCGCUCCAAAGGGGUUGACUGUGUUGAAGCUGUCAUUCAGGAUGCAAGGAGCAGCUAUGUGUACCUGGUAUGCCCUUUUGUUCUAAGGGGGCUCAGAAUUCCAGUAAAACUAGCCCCCUCCUCGCCCCACACGCCUACGGCUGCAAGUCUGGACGACACUGACACGGAGGGCAGAAAUGGCAAAAGGGCCGGAUUUCCUACCAGCCUCCAGCCUGGCCAUUAAAAAUGAUACCCAGUAACAGUGCUAAUGGAAAGAAGAAACUGGCUUGUUACAGGGCAAAACAACGGCUAGGUCUGCAAACUACAGGCUUAGGCUGCAACCCUCUUCUAUACUGGAACCGUAGGAGAAGGUUCUUAAAGUGCCAGUGAAGUGGCAAAUUUAAUCUCUGAGCCACUUGGCAUGUGAGCACCAGGGAGCUGUAGUUCAUGCCUGUGUAUUGAAUAGGGUCGCCGCUGGGCAGCUCUCACAUGCACAGCCCAUGCUCGGAGAAAGGGAUGGGGAUGCAGGUUCUCAGAGCUGCCCCUCUGGGGCCAGGUGGUGGGAAGGAGGAGCCAUUAACCUGAGUGAGAGCGAUGGAAGCCAAACCCCGCUCCUGCCACUCUUCGCAAGGCAGUCGCUGUGAAGAGGGCAGGUAGGGGAUGGCUAGAGCGGUCUGUCAUCGGUAAAUGUAACUUGAAUAACGCUCUAGCCAGCUUUCCAUUUCUUUUAGUUUAUGUUGCACUGCACUAAACGGAAUCAGAAAAAAUCCCCUCCUAUUUCUUACACUAAGCCUCUGAGCUGAUGGGGUCAAUGAGGGAGGUUGCUGUGGCUCAGCAGGUGUGAGACAGGGUGUUUGUGGGACCAAGGGCCUCUAACCAUCCAUUGCGCUAGGAGGCAAGGAGAUGGGUUAGCUGCCCUGUGGCUACAAAGGGCCAGAUCCAAACCUGAUUGAAUCCGAACUGUGAUUUCGAUGGUAUUGCACCUGCUGCCGUCAACUUAUAUCAGGUCCCAACUUUGGCUCCAGUCAGCCUGUUAAUCCUUCAGCUAGUAUCAAAAGGGUUAAAAUUAUGGCCCUGUGUCUUUCUCCUUCCCUUUGCAGCUCAUCUCUGGUGCAACUUCCUUGCUCCCAGUCCGUCCCACAGAUGUGACCACUUCCUGCCUUCUCAGCAGGACUCAUCUCAUUUCAAUCUCUCUAUUGUCUCUGGCCGCCUCGCUCCUGUUAAUCAUGGACGGGACCAGCCAGGGUCUCACCCGUGGGUCGGGGAGGGUUGCAAUCCACAUAUGUCAUUGCAACAAAAACCGAGUGCUGGCCUCCUUCUCCUUAAAACAAAUCGCAGUCUAGAGUGCAUGAGAGAGAGCACAAUGCACAGUACUAAAGCAGGGGCCCAGCAGUUAGUUAAUGACUGAUCAAGGAAUAGCUGUAGGUGACCUUUUACACUGCAAGCCAGGAUCCACUACACAUCCCUUCUGAGAUGCCUGUGAGGAGCCAGGGGACGUUUGCCAUGUGCUGUUGUCACUGUUUCCCUACCUGGGAUGUGCCACUGGCUUCUUUUAAUUUAUUAACUAAGUUGUUUGAAAGGAAAACAAAUGAGUGCUGAAGAUUUCUAAAAAUGUGAAUCCAAGUAAAAUGGCAGAGGAACACUCACCGCCCGUGUCUGGAGUUCUUCACAUGUCACUUAACCCAUGUGUUCCUGAUGUACAUAGGCUGGAUGGUAUUUGCCACUUGUUACUUGGGCUUUGUAGUUACAGUAACUUUGUUAUUUACAUACAGAACGAAUACUUAAAUUUACCACUGAAAACAA
Chrysemys picta bellii (western painted turtle) is the source of this 8517-nucleotide messenger RNA. RefSeq names its product adenosine A2b receptor (gene ADORA2B). Gene Ontology annotation, biological process: adenylate cyclase-activating G protein-coupled receptor signaling pathway; vasodilation; G protein-coupled adenosine receptor signaling pathway. Lineage: Eukaryota; Metazoa; Chordata; Testudines; Emydidae. Gene Ontology annotation, molecular function: G protein-coupled adenosine receptor activity. The record is from RefSeq and is a predicted model, not a curated record. Gene Ontology annotation, cellular component: plasma membrane.